This is a messenger RNA of Carassius gibelio (silver crucian carp), 4179 nucleotides long. RefSeq names its product solute carrier family 25 member 23a (gene slc25a23a). Gene Ontology annotation, molecular function: ATP transmembrane transporter activity; calcium ion binding. NCBI's taxonomy places the organism in Eukaryota, Metazoa, Chordata, Actinopteri, Cypriniformes, Cyprinidae. Bases 249 to 1667 code for a protein of 472 amino acids. The transcript is spliced from 10 exons. The record is from RefSeq and is a predicted model, not a curated record. Gene Ontology annotation, biological process: transmembrane transport.
AGCGUGGUGUUUUCAUCUCGACGUAAAAUGUCGCAAUGCUUGCGGAUAAGAAUAUGAAUGGCUAUCUUGGAAGUACGAGUUUCAUGAUUGCGCAAGCUUCCUGGUUCGCGUGCAAAACAGCUGUUUGACGCCGUCUGCUGAGCGCGAGCUCGGACGCGACGCAAGGGGUUUGUUUCCCCAGCAGCUCCUUUUUUGGACGCGUCUUCCGGCCGAUGUUUCUCCGUGGCUGACUGUGCGUGGACAGCAUCAUGUGGCGGGCGCGGUGCCAGGACAGCGGGGUCGAUCCCGAGCGCGAGCGGCUCUGGGCCGAGCUCUUCGCGCAGCUGGAUCUGAACAAGGACGGACGGAUCGAUGUGAACGAGCUGCGCGUCGGACUCGCCGCGCGGGGGAUGUCGUGGAGCUCGGUGGAAGAGCAGAUUGUCCGAGCUGGAGAUGUUAAUAAAGACGGUCAGCUGGAUUUUGAAGAGUUCACCGAGUAUCUGCGUUCACAUGAGAAACGCCUCAGACUCAUGUUUCGCAGCUUGGACCGAAAUAAUGAUGGUGAACUGGACGUGGGGGAGAUCCAGCAGUCGUUACACAAUCUCGGCGUGGAUGUCACGCUGGAGCAGGCCGCCAAAAUCCUGCAAAGUAUGGAUAAAGACCAAUCCAUGACCAUCGACUGGUUCGAGUGGCGAGAUCACUUCCUGUUCAACCCUCUGCUCAACAUGGAGGAAAUCGCUCAGUACUGGAAACACUCGGUGAUGUUGGACAUCGGGGAGCAUCUGACGGUCCCAGACGAGUUCUCGGAGAAGGAGAAGCAGUCAGGGUUUGUGUGGAGGCAGCUGAUGGCAGGAGCCGUGGCCGGAUCAGUGUCCAGGACAGGAACCGCGCCGCUCGACAGACUCAAGGUCUUUCUGCAGGUGCACGGCCAGAGCUCUGAUAAAGGGACUGUGUGGCGUGGUCUGCGUGCGAUGGUGAAGGAGGGCGGCCUCUCUGCGCUGUGGAGGGGGAACGGCAUCAACGUCCUGAAGAUCGCACCAGAGACAGCCAUCAAAUUCAUGGCUUAUGAGCAGAUUAAACGCUUGAUGAGAGGCAGUAAAGAGGGAGGAACUCUGAAAGUUCAGGAGAGAUUCGUCGCUGGAUCACUGGCUGGAGCUACAGCUCAAACUGUCAUAUACCCAAUGGAGGUGCUGAAGACCCGUCUCACUCUUCGUAAAACAGGACAGUAUUCAAGUGUGGCAGACUGUGCCAAGCAGAUCCUGCAGAAGGAGGGCGUUCUGGCCUUUUAUAAAGGAUACCUGCCCAACAUGCUGGGCAUCAUCCCGUACGCUGGCAUAGACCUCGCCGUCUACGAGACGCUGAAGAACGCCUGGCUGCAGCGGUACUCGGAGGGCUCGCCCGACCCGGGCGUCCUGGUGCUGGUGGGCUGCGGGACCGUGUCCAGCACCUGCGGACAGCUGGCGUCCUACCCGCUCGCCCUCAUCCGAACACGCAUGCAGGCGCAGGCGUCAGUGAAGGGAGCUCCUCAGUUGUCCAUGCUGACCCUCUUCAGGAGUAUCGUGGCACAGGACGGAGUGGUGGGUCUCUAUCGAGGCAUCGCUCCCAACUUCCUCAAGGUCAUCCCGGCGGUCAGCAUCUCAUACGUCGUCUACGAGCACAUGAGGAAAGUACUGGGAGUGGGAACCUGAGACAGAGAGAGACAGGUCAUGUGUGUGUGUAGAAAAAAUACAAUCAAAGACUUGUUUAUUUAAGCCUACAAUAUAUGAAAUCACUGGAGGGAUGUUCACCAAAAACAUUGGAUGUGAGGAAGAACGACAAACUGAAACCAAACACUGAAAUAUGCAGAAUCUUAGAGGUGCUGUUCUUACCCAAUCCUGAAUUACCGAGGUUCAUGAUGUGCUCUUCAUGUGUGUUUGUUGGUUAACAGGGCCCUGAUAUUCAGAUAUACAGGGUACGGCCCUCUGGAUGCGGUAAAAUGAACGUAUGUGUGAGCAUGUGCUUUACUGUGUCUGUGUGUGUGUGUGUUUAACCCAGUGCACACUACUGAACUCCAAAUGGGAAUGGACAAUAAACUAACUUCCUCGCUUUGAAUUUACAGUACAAUUGAAAGUGCCUCUGCUUGGAGAAGCAUGUAUGUUUUAUCUGUGCUCCAAAAAUACGCUUCCUCUACUGUACUGAAUCCCUGUGUGCUCCGAAAUCACCAUGACAACCAGUCAAGAGUUCUAGAAUCCUCAGCUGAAGAUUCCGUAGCUCAGAUUGAAUAGUUCACCCAAACAAAAUUAACAUUAGCUGGAAAUGUGAUCACAUUGAGCCCAUCUAAGAUGUAAAUGGGUUUGUUUUUUCAUGGGAACAGAUUUGGAGAAAUGUAGCAUUACAUCACUUGCUCAGCAUUGAUUGCUCUGCGGUGAAUGGGUGCCGUCAGAAUGGGAGUCGAAACAGCUGAUAAACACAUCACAGUAACCCACAAGUAAUCCACAGCACUCCAGUCCAUCAGUUAACGUCUUGUGAAGAGAAAAGCUGCGUGUUUGUAGGAAACAAAUCCAUCUUCAAAGAUUUUUUAAAUUCAGCUUCCAGCUAAAAUAUGACUCCAUAAUACUGCUUUCUGCAGUGAAAAAGUCAUUCAUCUGGUUCAGGAGAUACAUAUGCACAGAUUUAGCAGGAUUUAUAGGUAAAAACAGUCCAGUUCUAAUAAACACACAGCUUGGACUAUUGGAGCUUGGAUUAUUGUGAUGUGUUUAUCAGCUGUUUGGACUCUCAUUCUGACGGCACCCAUUCACUGCAGAGGAUCCACUGGAUUUACAAAUAACAAUUUACAUCUUUGAUGGCCUAAGGGUGAGUACACUUUUAGGAAAUUUUCUAUUCCUUUAACUGUUUCUAAAAUCCUGAACUGCGUCUCAAUUUGUACAUUAUCUACCCUUAAAUGGCAUUAAGUCUCACUCAUGAAACAUUUUCGUUUUAUAAAUUUUUUUUAAGACGGACAAUAAUUGUGCCAAAGGCAUUUUUUUUGUGGAAUUGCAUCCAUGCAUGUUUUUUUUUAUUUAUUUCAACUAAUAUGGUCCCCCAUUAGUAUAACGUUUUUGAUGGUUUUCUUUUGACUGUUUCAGGUAAAGAAAAGUAUCGAGGAAUGCAAGGCAGAAGUUGCCACAGCAGUUUUAAAGUGUACUGGAUAUGAUUUUAACAUUAGUUAUUUUAAGGUUAGGAAUGUAGCUAGAUACUAACGUUAUAAAGCAAACAGUAGAUGGGUGGCAUACUAUCUUACUACAAACUCAGAAGUACUUUUACUCUCUACUUUGUACAUUCAGUGUGUAGUGUAGGCAUCUGAAUUGGGACGCAGCCUUGGAGUUCAGUUUAUAUAUCUGUUAUCCUCAAUGCAUGAGAGACUGCAGGCUACGGUUUGGAGCAGAAAGCCUUAUGGGUGUUUGUUUUUGUGAUUUUUGACUCAUAGAACAAUAAGACUAAGCAAAAAAUGGACUUUCUGAUAGUGUUACUUCUACUGUAGGUCAACGCUCUGUGUUUUAUCAUUGACUGAGUUAAUAUGUUCAGAUAAUAUAUUCAGAUUUGUAUGUGUUACAAUAAAAAAAUAUUCCGUACAGAAUCUGCAACCACACGUUUCUUUAGGAUUCAAGCAUUAUUUGUUCACAAAAUUCUAUCCAAGUUCAAGUCUCAAAAUUAGAUUUUUUUUUUGCACUAAUAUGCUACUGCAGAACUAAAUGUUCACAACACAAACUUGUAGUAAAUAUAUAUGUAUUUAAAUGCUCCAUUCUUUAUCUUCUGGGAAAACGGACCAAAAAUAAUUAUGACGUCAACAUGCACCCACAGAUUCUAUUCAAUCAAUUGCUCUCAAGAACAACAAUGUUCCUCCCACGUAUUCAGCUGUGACAGACACUGGCUAUUUCAAUAAUAGUUAUUUACUGAACUAAUUAGGCUAUCUGCUUCCAAUAAAAGCUAUAUUUGCCAUGUUUACAUCCAUUCUGCAAAAUAUACCCACAAUUAGUGGGAAGUGUGAAAAAAUAUUUCGUUUGGUUUUGUAUGCAUACAUUAUUAUUGUUGUUAUUUUGAUGUUAACGAAAAAUCAUGUAUUGUCAUUAUAUAUUUUUGCUGUCCUUCCGUGUGUUUUUAUUUGAAAGGAAACUAAAGCAAAUUACUGAAUGCAUGUACGAGAAUGUAUGUAAAUUAAAUACAAUUAAACAGUUCAGAGUC